GCUGCGAGCUCCAGCGAGCGGUUUGGGGAGCUUAGCUCGGCUCCCUUCGACUCCGUGCGCUAUGAGCAGCGAGUUCCUGUCAGAGCUGCAGUGGGAAGAUGGGUUCGCCAUCCCCGUGGCCAAUCAGGAGAACAAGAUGCUGGAGGACCAGUUGUCAAAACUACAGAAGGAAAAAUCAAACUUACAAGAUCAGCUUCGGGACUACGAAGAUCGAAUUAAUUCGAUGUCUUCUCACCUUAAGAAUGUUAAUCAGGAAUUUUUAUUUACUCAGUCUCUUUACAAAGCACGGGAGAAUGAAAUCGAAAGUGAAGAACAUUUUAAGGCCAUUGCUGAAAGAGAACUGGCACGGGUCAAGGAGGAGAUGCAACAUCUGGAGAAGGAAAUGGAGACCAUCCGGGAGCGCAGGAGUGAUAAGGAAAAUGGCAUAUUUAAAACUACCCAAAAGCUGGAUGGCUUGAAAUGUCAGAUGAAUUGGGACCAGCAAGCACUGGAGGCCUGGUUAGAGGAGUCUGUCCACAAAGACAAUGACUCCCUUACCCUUGAGAAGUAUGCGAAGCAAGAUGAUAACAAAAUCAGGGCACUGACCCUGCAGUUAGAAAGGCUGACCAUGGACUGUAACGAGAAGAGGAAGGUUCUAGACAAUGAGCUCAUGGAGACGCUAAGUGCACAGUUAGAACUGGAUAAAGCAUCACAGGACUUCCGGAAGAUUCACCUAGAACGACAGGAGCUCAUCAGACAGUGGGAGAACACCAUUGAGCAGAUGCAGAGGCGGGAUCAGGAGAUAGAUAACUGCGCGCUGAAAUUAUCAAGGAUAAAACAGGAAGCAAGAGAAAAAGAAACCCUGGUAAAGGAGAAGAUCAAGUUUCUGGAGAAUGAGGUUGGGAACAAUGCGGAAUAUGAGAGAAGAAUCGCUGCUUCCGAGCGUAAAGUGUUAAAGUGCAGGCUCGAAUACCAGCGAAAUGAAGCCAGCAGAAGUCAGCUCAAGGAUGAGCUGGAUACUUUAAAAACCACUCUGAAUAGAACAUCCAGUGACUUAGAAGCUGUGAGGAAAAACAUUUCCAGAGUCAAGAAGGAUAUCCACGAUGAAGCAGCAAAAUUACAAAAACUUAAACAUCACAAUGAGGUUGUAAAGGAAAAAUUAAAGAAGAUAACGGAGAAGACCAUAUCUGUUGAAGAGAAAGCUACCAGCAUGGAAAGCAUGCUGAAGGAGGAGGAGAAAAGUGUGAAGGAAGUGGAAAUUCAGCUGAACAUAGUGAAAGAUGUGCUAUUUAAGAAAUCUCAGGAGUUACAGAAUGAGACAAUGAAAGAGAAGGCUUUGGUAGCAGAGAUCGAGGGAACCCGUUCCUCCCUGAAACAUCUUAACCAACGCUUACACAAGCUGGAUUUUGAAACCCUGAAGCAGCAGGAAAUUAUGUACAGUCAGGAUUUUUACAUUCAGCAAGUAGAACGCAGAAUGUCACGAUUAAAAGGCGAAAUUAAUUCAGAGGAGAAGCAAACCCUUGAAACAAAAAUCCUUGAACUUAAGAAGUCACUGGAUGAGAAAAAGUCCACGCUUUCCCUUUUGGAAGUGCAGAUCAAGAAGCUCCAUAAUGACCUCUACUUCAUUAAGAAGUCAGCCAGUAAAAACAAUGAUGAGAAACAGUCUCUCAUGAGUAAAAUAAGUGAACUGCGCCUUUUUGUUGACAGAUCAGAGAAGGAAUUGAACAAAACCAGAGCUAUGAAACAGGAUUUGAUGAUUGACGACAAUCUUUUAAAACUGGAGGUUAAACGCACUCGAGAAAUGCUUCACAGCAGGGCAGAGGAAGUCCAUUCCCUAGAAAAAAGGAAACAGGAGCUGUGCACAGCCAUGGAAGAAAGAGCUGAAGAAAUUAAGGUGCACAAAUCCAUGCUUAGCGCACAGAUAAGAUAUGCUGACCAGCAGCGGCAAACUGUGAAUACUGAAUUGCAAGAACGGUUAAGUAAAAUUGAAAAGCUGAAGAACAGAUAUGAAAUUCUCACUGUUGUUAUGCUGCCUCCUGAAGGAGAAGAGGAGAAAACACAGGCCUAUUACGUAAUAAAGGCUGCUCAGGAAAAAGAAGAACUUCAAAGGCAAGGUGACAGCUUGGAUGCUAAGAUCAACAAAGCUGAAAAAGAAAUCUAUGCACUGCAAAACACCUUGCAAGUACUGAACAGCUGCAACAACAAUUAUAAGCAAUCUUUCAAAAAAGUGACACCAUCAAGUGAUGAAUAUGGAUUAAAAAUUCAACUAGAAGAACAAAAAAGGACUGCGGAUGAGAAAUACAGAUACAAACAAAGGCAAAUCAGAGAACUUCAAGAAGACAUCCAGAGCAUGGAAAACACUUUGGAAGUUAUAGAACACCUAGCAAAUAAUGCCGAAGAGAAAUUAGCAGAGAAACAAGCCUAUUCACUUCAACUUCGUAAGGAGACUGAGGAGCAGAAGCCCAAAUUAGAGCGAGUAAUUAAGCAGUGUGUAAGACUCAAAAGAGAAAUCCGCAUUUUGAAAGAAACAAAUGAGGAAACACCGGAAGAACAAGAUAUUAAACUCCGUGAGAUUAAACACUUUCACAAGGACAUUGAGCAAAUGUUACUUAAUGUCAUGGAAAAUGCUGAAAUCCAUGUUGUUCUUCGAGUAUACUUUGAGCAGAAUGGGUUAGAACUACCUACACCUAAAGUCCCAAGCUCUGCAUCUUCUUCACAGUCUUCAUUUUCAUCAGUCAGGUCGCUUGAAAGUUCUACCUCUUCAGCUACAGAUGACACGGUACAGCAAAGCUUGUUAGAGUCCCAGCCAGAAAGCAACAGUCCAAGGGCACCUAAUAAUGGCAGUAACUCCAGCAUGCCUAAAGGAAAAAAGCCCAGCAAAUAA
Psammomys obesus (fat sand rat) is the source of this 2863-nucleotide messenger RNA. RefSeq names its product coiled-coil domain containing 39 (gene Ccdc39). Gene Ontology annotation, biological process: cilium-dependent cell motility; cilium movement; inner dynein arm assembly. Bases 62 to 2863 code for a protein of 933 amino acids. The record is from RefSeq and is a predicted model, not a curated record. Gene Ontology annotation, cellular component: axoneme. Lineage: Eukaryota; Metazoa; Chordata; Mammalia; Rodentia; Muridae. The transcript is spliced from 20 exons.